Molecule: messenger RNA, 1809 nt
Organism: Heterocephalus glaber (naked mole-rat)
Lineage: Eukaryota; Metazoa; Chordata; Mammalia; Rodentia; Bathyergidae
Product: protein tyrosine phosphatase type IVA 1
Biological process (GO): protein dephosphorylation
Source: RefSeq, a predicted model, not a curated record
AUGGCUCGAAUAAACCGCCCAGCUCCUGUGGAAGUCACGUACAAGAGCAUGAGAUUCCUCAUUACACACAAUCCAACCAAUGCAACCUUAAACAAGUUUGUAGAGGAACUUAAGAAGUAUGGAGUUACCACAAUAGUAAGAGUAUGUGAAGCAACGUAUGACACUGCACUUGUAGAGAAGGAAGGCAUCCAUGUUUUUGAUUGGCCAUUUGACGAUGGUGCACCACCAUCCAACCAGAUUGUUGAUGACUGGUUAAAUCUUGUAAAAAUUAAGUUUCGUGAAGAACCUGGUUGUUGUAUUGCUGUCCAUUGUGUUGCAGGCCUUGGGAGAGCUCCAGUGCUUGUUGCCCUAGCAUUAAUCGAAGGUGGAAUGAAAUACGAAGAUGCAGUACAGUUCAUAAGACAAGAGCGGCGCGGAGCUUUUAACAGCAAGCAACUCUCAUAUCUGGAGAAGUAUCGUCCUAAAAUGCGGCUGCUGUUCAAAGACUCCAACGGUCACAGGAACAACUGUUGCAUGCAAUAAAACUGGGAUGCCUGAUGCGACUGCCUUGGAUGUACAGCUUGAGGCAGGACCUGACUGUCAUACAGAUUAGCCCAUGUGUUGGCUCGGUGAAUGAGUCUAACAAAGCUUCCUUAGGAGCGUUGCAAAGCAGUUAUACAGGCUACCCACAAGCUUAACAGAAUCGCAAUCUCUGGGUUUGGGUUAUGAUCAGCAUAUUUGGACAAUUACUACAAGAUUCUUACUGUUCAGCAUUUAAAUUGUGCUUAUCAUUUGUACCAAUUGACUUUCCUGAAACCAUCCAGUACUGAGUUAGGAUAUUCCCAUGCUAGAAUCUUAAUGAUACAUAAGAAAUUUAGAAAGAUUGGGUGCCAAAAUACCCAGCACAAUACUCUUAUAUUUUUAGUAUCACAUAGAACCAAAAUUCCAGGAACUAAGAAUACUCUAGGCCUGUGGUUUAUUCCUUCAGUCAUUUCAAACACAGUAGGGCCUAUGUGGCUAUUUUCCUGCUCACUUUAUGUUUACAUCUCACACUCAAACCAGUAUGCAUCAGGUUUGCUUAAACAUUGAUUGUUCUUUUUGAUUAUUACCAAAUCUUAUGGUGAUUAUUUAAUGUCUUUCUACAAGUCUUAUUUUGUGCUGUUCUGGGAAACCUCCAUUUUGAAAAUCUACAUUGUUACAGAAGUACAUGUCUUUAAUGUCUCAGACAAAAAAGCCUUACAGUUAAUUUAAUGCUUGCACUCUGAGGUGCAACUUAACAGGGAGGGCCUGAAAAAAGACUAGGAGUGGGCUAUUCAAUAUUUUUAGUAAAAUGUUGCCUUUGUCUUGUGCAGAACAUGUAGAAUAUGCUCUUUAAUUUAGUAAAUAUUUUUUAAAAGGUAUAGAUGCUUUGUUAUUGUAGCUAGAACAAUUCUUAAUCAUAAAAUUUCUGAAAUUCUUGUAAUUUUUUCCGUACUUAUCAGAAGUUGUGUACCAACUUAUUUUUGUUUGCAGUGUGAUUUUUUUUCCUUUUCCCAGCCUCUUGCAAAAAACAGAAGUGAGUUUCUGCUAAUGAAUUGAGCAGACAUCUAAUAUUUUAUAUGCCUCUUGAGCUGUGUAACUUAAUAUUUGGAUACUUCAUAAUUUGUUCUAUUAUGUAAUUGAUAAAAUGGUGAUGUGUAUUAAUGUUAGUUCAACCAUAUAUUGAUACUGUCUGGGAAUCUGUGGUUAUAGUGCUGUGGGACAAACAAUUUGUCAGUGUUCACCAGCUUGUAAAAACUUAGUGCAAGAGCUUAAACAUCUAAAUAAAUAAUGAAAUCCAAAAAAAAAAAA